Messenger RNA from Mesoplodon densirostris (Blainville's beaked whale), 309 nucleotides. RefSeq names its product NADH dehydrogenase [ubiquinone] 1 alpha subcomplex assembly factor 4-like. NCBI's taxonomy places the organism in Eukaryota, Metazoa, Chordata, Mammalia, Artiodactyla, Ziphiidae. Gene Ontology annotation, biological process: mitochondrial respiratory chain complex I assembly. Bases 1 to 309 code for a protein of 102 amino acids. The transcript has a single exon. Gene Ontology annotation, cellular component: mitochondrion. The record is from RefSeq and is a predicted model, not a curated record.
AUGGGGGCUGCAGUGACUCACGCAAUCAGGAAUUUCAACCUAGAGAACCGGGCGCAAUGGGAAAGCAGCAGGAUGAAGCCCUUCCCCGCUCCCAGGCACCCCUCCACCAAGAACCUCCUGCAAGAGCAGAUGAGCAGCCAUCCAGAAAUUAAGGGAGAAAUUGCUAGAAAAAAUGACAAACUGCUGUCAUUACUAAAAGAUGUGUAUGUCGAUUCCAAAGAUCCCGUGUCUUCUUUGCAGGUAAAGCAAGAUGUAAAUUCUCUUCUUAAAGAUUUCAUAACUUUUGAAGUAAAAAAUCUUACUCCCUGA